Molecule: messenger RNA, 792 nt
Organism: Drosophila eugracilis
Lineage: Eukaryota; Metazoa; Arthropoda; Insecta; Diptera; Drosophilidae
Product: protein PBDC1
Exons: 3
Coding region: 84-566 (160 amino acids)
Cellular component (GO): cytoplasm
Source: RefSeq, a predicted model, not a curated record
UGGCCACACUGCUAAACAAAGACCGAAACGUGAUUUUAUAGUUCAAUAAUUUGUAAUAAAAUUAGCUGUUUUUGACUACUAAUAUGGAGAUGCUGCAAGGAGCGUCGCUGCUGUCGCGGCCAGCUGAUGAAUUUGGUAAUGAUUCCCUGGUGGAGGAAAUGUGGGCCUCCAAAGCUCUAGAACAUGCCGAGGUUCACUUCAAUCUUAUUACCAGCAUACAUCCCUCCCAGCUGAAACUCACGCCCUACGACGAACAGAUAUAUAGCACCUUCCGGCAGGAUUUCCCCGAUCUACAGGUGGGCCGGCUCACCGAUGACAUCCUCAAAUCCGCCACGGAGAAGCUCAAGUGGCGUCACUUUGCCGAAAAGUUCAACAAAAUGGAUGAUUAUUCGUAUGGGACACUGAUGCGCGCCGAUGCCAGCAAGGAAUUCUCCCCGGACAACUCGAUCUUCGUGUUUAGAGUCCAGUUUUUGGCCAUUGAGAUUGCCCGGAACCGGGAGGGAUUCAACGAUGAGGUGUACAGAAAACACAAGCCAGCCAGAAAGAUCCCCGAGGAAGGUCAAUAGUUUCUCGCCUUAGCAUAGAAUAAGAAGUUAAGACUAAAUGCAUUUUUAGAUGAUGUUCGUCUAGCAACUAAUGUAAACAAUCAAAUUCUUUUUAUAAAAAUAUAAAGUAUGAUUCUUAAAUUUUGCUUAAAAAAUUAUGACCUUCAGCUUAUUUUGAAAAUGUUAAUUAAAACGUGAUUAACGUUUGAAAUAAAUAAAGUUUGUCUUUUAAGACAACAAUAUUUGA